Molecule: messenger RNA, 339 nt
Organism: Durusdinium trenchii
Lineage: Eukaryota; Dinophyceae; Suessiales; Symbiodiniaceae
Source: the annotation of a GenBank genome assembly
AUGAUGAGUGCAGCUUCUCGCGGCUUGCGACAUGUGGUGAUGAUUGGCGUGAAAGAGUCCACGAGCACUGAGCAGAUCUUGGCGGUGAAGGAGGGCCUGGCGGCGCUGAAAGACACCUGUGGCAUUUUGGACUUUGAGUUUGGCAUGGACUUGAAGCUGCCAAGCGGGCAAAGCCACCCAGCGGGGAAAAACCGCACAUGCACUUGGUUUGCCGACUUCCCCUCGGUGGAGGCCUACGAGGCUUAUGCAGCGCACCCAGAGCAUGUGAAGGUCAUCAACGACCUCAUAAAACCUAUCAUGGAGCCGGGAACGCGCGCCGCCAUCCAGUAUGAGCGUUGA